This is a messenger RNA of Poecilia reticulata (guppy), 6134 nucleotides long. Lineage: Eukaryota; Metazoa; Chordata; Actinopteri; Cyprinodontiformes; Poeciliidae. The record is from RefSeq and is a predicted model, not a curated record.
CUUGACGUCACUGCAUCCCGGAGCCAGACGAGGCGCAGCCAUUUUACUCCGCGAAAUAAACUUCAGCCCCUUAUUGAGACGGCAGGAAAAGAAAAAUCUGCUCCAGCCCGGUGGACAUGUCCUGAUCCACGGCUCGGAUGGGUUCUGCUUUCGAGUCGACAGAGUUCGGCUGCCUUUCUUAAAGGGCCAGUGACCCAGACCGCUCUCUCUCGCUCUCCCCGGCCGCCCCCCUCCUGAGGCAGGAUGGAGCCCUGGGCGUCCCGGCGGCAGCUCGCAGCAGAGGGGGAUUGUGGGAUAUCCAGCCUGCUGGUGCCGAGCCCACAGAGCGAGGCGGUGACCCACGAGAUGGAGGAGCUGUCGCUGCAGCCCACGCAGAGCCUGCCGCCGCUCAACGAGCGCAAGAACGUCCUGCAGCUGCGGCUGCAGCAGCGGCGGACCCGGGAGCAGCUGGUGGACCAGGGCAUCAUGCCGCCCCUGAAGAGCCCAGCAGCGUUCCACGGCCAGAUCCGCAGCCUGGAGCGAGCCAGGACGGAGAACUUCCUGAAGCAUAAGAUCCGCAGCCGGCCGGAGCGCGCCGAGUUGGUCCGGAUGCACAUCCUGCAAGAGACGGGGGCGGAGCCGUCGCUGCAGGCGACCCAGAUGAAGCUGAAGCGGGCGCGGCUGGCCGACAACCUGAACGAGAAGAUCGCCCAGCGGCCCGGCCCCAUGGAGCUGGUGGAGAAGAACAUCCUGCCGGUGGCGUCCAGCCUCAAGGAGGCCAUCAUAGUGGGCCAGGUCAACUACCCCAAGGUUCUGGAGGAGGACGGUUGCUACGACGCCGUGUCUCCAGAGCAACCGGCCAGCCAGGAGUCUCAGGGCUCCGCCCCCUCACCUGGAGAGAGCAGAGUCCCGGAAACCCCGCCCCCAGGCCCGGCGCCCGCAGUACUGCCUGCCAUCGCCAUGCUGCAGCCUCUUCCAGGCGCAGACUUCCCAAAGCCGGCCUCAGCCAAUGAGCAGCCUCUCACCUGUCCACCUGUCCAGCAUGCCCCGCCCACCACCACGCCUCCCAAACCGGGGCCGACUCUGGUCAAGCAAAGCCAACAGAAAAGUCUGUCUGAGAAGAGCCGCAGCAAGAAGGGCAAAGAGGCCAAGUCGCGUGUGAAGAAGCUGAAGUACCACCAGUACGUCCCUCCGGACCAGAAGCAGGACGCCGGCGAGCCGCCCAUGGACUCGUCCUACGCCCGCCUGCUGCAGCAGCAGCAGCUCUUCCUGCAGCUGCAGAUCCUCAGUCAGCAGCAGCAGCAGCAGCAGCACUACAACUACCAGACCAUCCUGCCGGCGUCGCUCAAGCCGGUGGCAGAGAGUCAGAGCAGCGGCGGCGUCGGCGCCCUCCCCACCUCCAUCGUAGUGUCUCUGCCCCCCGCCGCCCCGCAGCCCAACAACCUGCUGGCCAAUCGCAAGCCAGGAGUCCUGCCAGCCAACCUGGACGAGAUGAAGGUGGCCGAGCUGAAGCUGGAGCUGAAGCUGCGCGGUCUGCCGGUUUCUGGAACCAAAACGGACCUGAUAGAGAGGCUGAAGCCGUUCCAGGAAAACUCCUCCCUGCCGACUCCACCUGGCGUUCCCACAUCCACCGCCGCCUCCUCCGUGCCCAUGGAGGUCUCUUCCUCUGCCGCGCCUGCCAUCGUUCUUCCAGUCCAGCAGGCGGCGCCAGAGAGGAUGUGCUCCACCCCGCCUAGCUCACCCAUCCCCUCGGACCCGGCCGCUCUGCGGCCGGACGUCAGCAUGUCUGAGGCCGAAGCCCAGCCGGGUUCUGGUUCCGGUUCGCCCCGUCCGGAGGAGCGGGACCGGCGGCUGCACGAGAAGCAGCGGCAGAUCGAGGAUCUGAUGAGGAAGCUGGAGCGGGAGCAGCGGCUGGUGGAGGAGCUCAAGAUGCAGCUGGAGGUGGAGAAGAGGGGCCAGGCCGACCCGGUUCUGAGCUCCGGCGCCGUGAAGAUGGAGGGCCCGGUUCUGUCCAGCUGCUCCUCCGGCGCCGCCGUCCUGAGCCCCCAGGUGGUGAAGCUGGAGGACGUGACGGUGUCGGCCGGGAAGCCGCUGCAGCUCCAGACCCAAACCCAGAUCAUCGCUCAGAUCCAGAACCGGGCCGGCCCCCCGCCGGCCCCCCAGGGCCAGCGCGCAGCCCCCGGCCUGCAGCAGUUCUUCAUCAGCCACCCUGCCGGGGUCCUGGGUCAGCCGCAAACGCUGCUGACCGCGGCGGGCCAGACCACCACCCAGAUCUUCGUCCCGGUCUCGCUGCCGAACAGCGGCGCCAUCCAGCUGCCGAACAGCGGCGCCAUCCAGCUGCCGAACAGCGGCGCCAUCCAGCUGCCGAACAGCGGCGCCAUCAGUCUGCAGCCGGUCCUCUCGGCGCCGUCCUCCGGUCCGGGUCUGGUCCAGAAUCAGCUGCAGAGCGCCAACAUGGAGGUCUCAGCCAAUCAGCAGCCGCCGCUGCUGCAGACUCUGACGCUGUGCAGCAGCCCGGCCGCUCUGGGGAACCAGAACCGGCCCGAGUCCAGCCCUCAGCGCUUCCUGCAGCGUUCUCCAGAGAGCAGAGCGUCUCCCCACACGUCCCCCAACCACCAGGCGUCCAACGGCCCGCUGAGCAAGCAGACCUUCGUCCUGCAGCCGCCCAGGGAGCCGCCCCGCUACGAAGACGCCGUGAAGCAGAGCCGCAGCCUGCAGGCCGCCGGCCAGGUUCCCACGGCAACCAGCCAGCACAUGGACGAUUUGUUCGACAUCCUGGUGGAGAGCGGAGAAAUCCCUCCCUUCCUGCCUCAGGACGCCGCCGGCGCUCUGACUAAGACUCACCCGGUGACGGCGAGCAUCACUACACUUCCUGUCGGCUCGGCGCUGUCCCGCUCGCCGCCUCAGGUCCAGCUGGGCCCGCUGGUUCUGGACCCGCCGGUUCUGGACGGCCAGCUGGAGGCCUUCUUGGAGCGGACGCUGGCRGAGACGGCGCCGGCGUCGGACCCGCGGACCCGGGGCUUGAUGGAGGAGCUGCGGGGCCAGCUGGCCGACUCGUUCGUUCCCAUGGAUACCACGGACUUGUCCUUCUCGGACCCGGCCGGGUCGGCGCUGGGCCUGGCGCUGUUCGACCCGAACCUGGACGGCAUGGAGUGGCUGGACGGCCCCGCCCCCCCGGGGCCCGCCGGGUUCCCCGCCGAGUUCCUGGAGCCGCACGACAUGCAGCUGCACUUCGACUGACCCGACCAGAACCACCGACCCAAACGGGCUUCUGAUCCCUGAAGUCAGGAUUCCACUGGAACCGAAUGAAGACGAUGAGGAAGGUUACUGUAAAUACGGUUUGGACCCGGACGGAGCCACCGGGUUCUGCUGACCCGGUCCAGUUCAGGUUGGUCCCAUCAGAACCGCCCGUCUGGAUCAGAACUAUGCACUAAAGAGGAACCGCUUCCCGUCAGAACAAACCAAUGUGAACACGGCAUAUCGGCACCGCCUGGUUGCCAUGGAGACACGGCGGCCCGCCCACCAACUGAAUGUAGUUCUAAAGACGCCGACCCGGAACCGGCAGCAGCUUCUUCCUGAUUAAUGAGACUGAGAAGGUUCUGGUGCUGCAGGUUCUGGUGCUGCAGGUUCUGGAGCUGCAGGUUCUGGAGCUGCAGCUUCUGGUGCUGCAGGUUCUGGUGCUGCAGCUUCUGGUGACCCGGUUGGCUUACUUGCGAGGCGACCAAUAGAAAGUCAAAGCUACGGUGGCCUGUAAGGUUGGUGGUUAUUCGCUGUCGGUUCCUCUGGGAUCCAGAGCUCAGAGGCAUGAUGCUGCCACCGCCGUGUCUGAACUCUGAUCAUUGCAGCACAUCAAAGCUUUCUGAAUCUUUUUCUCUCGACUUUAAAAAUUCAAGAGCAAGUAAAACAUAAAACUAUUUCAAAGUUUUUAUUGUGGAAAAAUAAAAUGGUUAUGAGGGAAAAAAUCGUAAUAAAGGGAAGCAUAAAAAAUAAAUCACAAUAUGAUCAGCUGUUUUUCUAUCAAGCAUUUCUGUAAAUAUUUUACAAUCUAAAGCAAAAUGAAGUUUUUUUGUUCUGAAAUGUGAAGAAAAAACAUUUUUUUUAUCCUGAUCCAACAGGAAAAACCAGAAAAUCUUCAUUUUAUUCAAGCAGUUCAACGUGUUUUAUAUGAAUUAGAGGAAAUAUAAAGUAAAACAAACCAAAAGACAAAAAGGUAAAAGUAUAAAACUGCAUUUUCCCCCGUAUUUAAUAAUAAGUCCAUCAUUUGUAGACUAAUCUUGUUCUGAUGAAACUAAAGUAAUAAUUACUGUUUCUAAAAGUAAUGAACUAAACAGACGACAGGAAACCGUUCAGACCUGAGGCAGCGACAGGCAGAGGUCAGAGGUCAUCUGAGGUUGGCUAGAAGGACGAUACGGCGGCAUGAAGCUCCAGAUGGAGGCAGGAGCCUCCAUUCCCCAACCAGCCAGGAACAGGGGCCCGAUCCGACCCAGACCCAAACUGGCAACUUCUCCAAGAUGGGGGCUGCAAAGUGGCCAGUCAGUCCGAGUCGGCCAGGUCCAGACGGUCCGUCCAGGUGUGAACCUGCAGGACUAAUCUGACCAGCUGACCGGAUCCAUAAUCUGUAGAAUCUGAGGAUGUGGAAAGAGAAGCUCCAGAAAGCAGCAGGGGGAGACGACUGGUUCUCAGUCAGAUGCUUGAUGGAAAAACAACCCAGGAAACUUUGCACAUGAUGUUUUUAUGCUUCUCUUUAGGAACAUUCAAAUGUUCCACCAGCUAAAAAAACAAAACUUGACAUUUUUAAUCUGUUGCUAAGGAAUUUAUUAGAUAACAUGUCAACUCAUUUUAUCGUUUUAACAAACAAAUGAUCCUGUGAACAAACUGCUGUAGUUAGUGGUUGUACUGUGACAGCUGCAGUAGUUUGAAUACUUUUGCAUGUGUGUGUGUGUGUGUGUGUGUGUGUGUGUGUGUGUGUGUGUGUGUGUGUGAGAGAGAGAGAGAGAGAGAAGCAUGUUACUGUUCCUCUGCAUGUCGUCUCUGCAUGUUUUGGGUCCAGCUAGCAGGGUCACCGGGUUGCCAUGUUGGGUCACCGGGUUGCCAUGUUGGGUCACCGGGUUGCCAUGUUGGGUCACCGGGUUGCCAUGUUGGGUCGGCCACUCCAUGUUUCCAUUUCCUCAUCUGAAUGUUGAGCUGCAGGUAAAUUUCCUGAUUGUUGCGGUUUUUCCUGCAGUUCUCUAGAUGAACACUAGAGGGCGACCGUCUGCUCUAACCUGAUUGGUCGGUUUCCUGCUCUUCAUCACCUUGCUGUGGUUUUAUUCCAAACUCGUCGAGCAGCUGUUUACUUCUUUCUCUCCUCUGAUUGGUUGGAUGACUCUGAGGACUUCCUGUUUAUCUCUCUGCUGUUUACUUCAGGGUGUCCAAAGUGCGGCUCGGGGGCCUCCUGACCUCUGACCUUUAGUCCAGAUUUUAAACAGAUUUAAACCAAAGUUUCAAAAACACACGGACAAUAUAAGAUAUUAAAAUGGAAAAAGUGCAACACAAGUUUUUGCUUUAAAUUUAAUUUGUAUAAUCAGUCACUAAAUUGUAGACUUUUCAAAAUAAAGCAAGAUGAGCCAUAAAGACAAAAAUGUAGAAAAACAUGAUCAACCUGAAAAAAACUCGGAUACGAUUUUUUUUUUUUUGAUCUGGCAAAGUUGCAAAAACUUUUUACGUUUUAAAUCUACAAUAAUUUAUCGCUUGCUGUCAUGUUCAGAUUCAGGCAAAAACAAAAACAUGAGAGUUUUUGCAAAAACACUAAAAUGUUUGACACCUGGAGACAUUUUUGGCCCCCGCGCCAUAGGUUUGGACACCCGGUUGACUUCCUGUGGACCAGGCGAUCCGUAGCAGGCGAGGACGACUCAAAGCAAUAACAGCUGCUCAGUCACACAUCUGAGCGGAUCAGCUGAUGUCGGCCAUCUUGACCUGCGCUGCCCCAUGCCACGCCUCCUGUUGGAAUGCCAUACGUUUUGCACAUUGUGUACAUAUUUCUAUAGAUGUAAUGCAUAUUUUUAUACAUGUGUACCAUCCAUGGGCUCGUUAUUUUGUAAAUACUCUGAGACGUGUGUAUAUAUGAGUACAGUUUGCUUCUAUGUGCUAAUAAAAGUGAGUGUUUAUGAUUCUGA